Molecule: messenger RNA, 5100 nt
Organism: Anolis sagrei ordinatus
Lineage: Eukaryota; Metazoa; Chordata; Lepidosauria; Squamata; Anolidae
Source: RefSeq, a predicted model, not a curated record
GCUGAUGCGUGCUCCGCUACCGGGCCGAACUGCUUCUUCCGUUUCACUCCUGAGUCCUUGGAUGAAAUUAGAAAGAGAAUUGCUGAGAAGAAAGCGGAGCAAGCCAAAGCCUUAGAGGAGGGCAAGAGCGAAGAGCAAGAAGAAAAUAUCCAACCGCAGCUUGAUCUGAAAGUUUUUAAAAAGCUGCCUCAUCUUUAUGGGAAACCCCCUCCCUGGCUCAUCGCAGAACCACUGGAGGAUGUCGAUCCCUAUUACAAAGAUCAUGAGACCUUCAUGGUGAUAUCAGCCCGGAGAAGAAUCUAUCGGUUUACUGCCACAAAAGCAUUUUUUUUACUUAGUCCUUUUCAUCCAUUGAGAAGAUUAGCAAUCAAAAUUUUGAUACACACUUUCUUCAUUACAUUCAUAACAUGUGUUGUUCUCAGCUACUGUGGGUUUAUGACUUUGAAAGAUCCUCCAUCAUACUAUUACAUAACUGAGAUUUCUUUCACAGUCAUUUACACAAUUGAAUUACUAGUAAAGGUGAUGGCAAGAGGAUUUGUUUUGAAUGAGUUUACCUAUCUCCGGGAUCCCUGGAAUGUCCUGGAUUUCUUUGUAUUAAUUAUGACAUAUUUAUCCUUUCGUCAAGAGUUUGGUAGCAUUUCUGCUCUCCGAAUUUUCAGAGUACUGAGAACAUUAAAAGCAAUUUCUGUAAUCCCAGGAUUGAAAGUCAUUAUAGCCUCACUUCUUCAAUCAGUGAAGAAGCUCGCAAAUGUAAUGCUGUUAACGGUUUUUUUCUUGGCCGUCUUUGCCCUUGUUGGCCUCCAGCUUUUCAUGGGCAACUUAAAAUAUAAAUGUGUCCAUCAAGAUUUCAUUAACAACAGCUCAUGUUCAGGUAAAUUAUAUAUCUUUCUCUAUGUGCAUAGAUAUUUUAAAUGUAUUGAAAUGAAUGGUUCUUCUGAUCCAUUGUUAUGUGGAUACACUUCAGAUCCUAAUGGGUCUGAAUGUCAAACCAACUAUUAUUGUGUGAAAUGUGGACCCAAUCCUAACUAUGGAUACACAAGUUUUGAUCACUUUGGAUGGGCUUUCCUUUCUUUGUUUCGACUAAUGACGCAGGACAGCUGGGAACUUCUCUAUCAACAGGUUAUCAGAACAUCUGGGAAAACCUACUGCAUCUUUUUUGUGAUCAUCAUCUUUUUGUGUUCAUUUUACCUUUUCAAUUUAAUCCUGGCUGUUGUAACAAUGGCAUACGAUGAGCAACACAAAGCAACACUUGCACAAACAAAGGCAAGAGAGAUGCUGCUCCAGAAAGCGAAAGAUAUAUUAAAAAAGGAAAAGGAAGCGAUUGACCAACAACACAUGGAUGAAGAAGAUGAAGAAAUGCCAGAAUGGGAAGAACCAAAAUUGAAAUUCCCUCCCGGCAUAAAAAAGGCUGUCCGGAAGUAUCUCAUUUGGCAAUGCUGCCCUCUCUGGUUGCAGAUAAAGAAAACAAUGAAGAAGUUAAUGAUCAAUCCUUUUAUGGAACUAUUUAUUACACUGUGCAUUAUAGUGAACACUCUACUGAUGGCAUUAGAAAGCAUGUCUAUUCCAACAAAGGUGGUUGUGAUAGGAAACAGGGUUUUCACUGGUAUUUUUACAGCUGAAAUGGUGCUCAAAAUUAUUGCACUUGAUCCAUUUUACUAUUUUCAAGACCCUUGGAAUAUUUUUGACUCGGUACUGGUUGUUCUAGGCAUAAUAAAUUUGAUGCUUGAAAAACACCUAUCAAUUUUCAGAAUGCUGAGAAUCUUCAAGUUGUCAAAGUUUUGGCCAGCUUUAAAUAAGCUGAUGAAAAUAAUCUUCAAAUCGGUCGGCCCACUGGGUAACCUCACACUUGUUCUAGCUUUCACCAUAUUCAUUUUUGCCGUGGUUGGCAAACAGGCCUUUGGGAACUUUUACAAAGCCAUGUUAAACUCAUCCAACUGCUCUAUCUGUACCGAUUCCGAAGUACCAUAUUGUCACCCUACUAACCAAACCGGUAGAUUACGAUGGCAUAUGGAAGACUUUUUCCACUCGUUCCUUAUUAUAUUCCGAAUUCUGUGUGGAGAAUGGAUCGAAACCAUGUGGGGCUGCAUGGAAGUUGCUCAGGAUGGAUGGUGCAUUAUUCUGUUCAUGACAGUGCUUGUUUUUGGAAAUCUAGUGGUCCUCAAUCUUUUCAUUGCUUUAUUGCUGAGUUCCUUCAAUAGUACUGAUUCAGAAACUGAGACCAAUGAAAAGGAGGCUGGACCUCAGGAGGCCUUGGCUCAUAUUCGCAGAGGGUUGCAAUCCGUCAGAGAUUUCUUGUGGAGUUCAUGUUGCAAUGCACUCAUGGAGAAACUGAGGAAAACAAGCACGAAAAACAAGAACCUGACUAUUGUUAUGCAAAAGUCCAUUGGUGCUGAGGCAGAAGAAGGGAUCCAACAGAAUUAUGUCAGGAGUGAAACUUUCAAAAACUGCCAGAAACCACCACUGAAUGGAAAGCAGGAAGAUGUUCUCUUAAAUGCAAAUACAUUUGUUUGUGUUCCCCUCGCGGAGCUGGACACUUUAAGUGACGAUGAAGAGUCUGUAAUCGUGGAAACUGAAUGGAGUAAGCAGAGAGUUGAUACCAGCUGUUCGGAAGCUAGCACAGUAGAUCAGAGAUCUCCUGUUUUCCUUUUGCCUGUGCUAAAGAAGGAGCCCAAGAGCUGUUUCCCACAAGCUUUCUUUCCAUGUUGCAGAAUGAACACCAAUAAAUUUCCAGGCAAAACUUGGUGGAAUUUUAGAAAAACCUGCUACAAAAUUGUAAGGCACAAUUGGUUUGAAUCUUUUAGCAUAUUCAUGAUAUUACUGAGCAGUGGUGCUCUGAUCUUUGAAGAUAUUUACCUUGAAAAUAGAAAAACAAUAAAAAAUAUACUGGAGUAUGCGGAUCUAUUUUUUUUCUACAUCUUUUUAUUGGAGAUGCUUCUGAAAUUGGUAGCUUAUGGAUUCAGGUCAUAUUUCACCAAUGGCUGGUGUUGUCUUGAUUUCUUUAUUGUAUGUGUAAGUAUUGCAUGUAAUGUGGUGCUUGCGUAUAGUUUUCUUGUUCUGGGUAUGUGCAACCCCACGAUCUCCAUAAAAUCUCUCAGAACUUUGAGGGCCUUGAGACCACUUCGAGCAUUGUCUAGAUUUAAAGGGAUAAAGGUGGUCGUGAACGCCCUCGUAGGAGCGAUCCCUUCCAUUGGGAAUGUCCUCCUUGUCUGCAUUGUUCUCUGGCUUCCGUUUAACAUCCUCGGAGUACAACUGUUCAGAGGCAAAUUUGGGAACUGCAGCUCAUCUGUUCCGGAUGUAAAUAGGGCUGACUGUGUCAAUGCACCGGUCAAUUUUGACGAUAUUAUGAAAGGAUAUUUGGCUCUCCUACAAGUGGCAACGUUUAAAGGCUGGAUGGAAAUCAUGUAUGCUGCAGUAGAUGCACCCAGUGGUAACCAGACAAGGCCAUGUUUUGAAAACAAUGUGUAUGCCUACCUCUAUUUUGUGGUCUUCAUUGUAUUUGGCUCAUACUUCAUGCUGAACCUAUUCAUUGGAGUCGUUAUUGACAAUUUUAACCAACAAAGGAAAAAGAUACGUGGAGAACUCAUAUUUUUGUCAGACGAUCAGAAGAAAUAUUAUAAUGCACUGAAGAAACUUGGUUCCAAAAAACCAGUUAAAGUUGUUCCAAGGCCACAGAACAAGUUCCAAGGACUACUUUAUGAUGUUGUAACCAAGCAAGGAUUUGACAUUUUCAUUAUAAGUCUCAUCCUGUUGAACGUGGUGAUUAUGGCAGUAGAAUAUGAAGACCAACCAGAGGAUGCAAGGAAACUCCUUGAAAAAUUAAAUUCUGUCUUUGUUGCUAUUUUUACUGGAGAAUGCGUUAUGAAAAUGUUGGCUUUGAGGCUGUUUUACUUUAAAGACAACUGGAACAUCUUUGAUUUUGCAGUGGUGAUUCUUUCUUUAGUUAGUGUUGCAGCUACAGAAUCUUGGAAUAGUCUUGAUUUCCCACCCACGAUCCUGAGAAUCAUUCGCAUGGCCCGGGUCAGCCGGCUGCUGAGGCUCAUUCGAGGGGCCCGGGGGCUCCGGACCCUCCUUUUUGCACUCCUGAUGUCCCUUCCUGCUCUUGCCAACAUUGGGCUCCUCCUUUUUCUGAUCAUGUUCAUUUACGCUAUUUUUGGCAUGAGCAACUUCGCCUGUGCCAGUUGGAAGGGCGGCAUUGACAACAUUUUCAACUUCCAGACUUUUGGUGGCAGCAUGCUUUGCCUCUUUGAAAUCACAACGUCUGCUGGCUGGCAUGGAUUUCUCAACCCAAUGCUCGACAACCGUAGUAACAAUAUUUGCGCUGGCUCCACACAGCAAACAGGCCCUUGUAUUAACCGGACUGUGGCAAUUACAUAUUUUGUUAGUUAUGUCAUUAUAUCAUUUCUUAUUGUUGUUAAUAUGUACAUUGCUGUCAUCAUAGAGAACUUGAACGUCGCCACCGAAGAAAGCACAGACCCUUUGGGUGAUGAUGAUUUUGAAAUUUUCUAUGAAGUUUGGGCAAAAUUUGAUCCAAAAGCAACCCAGUUUAUUUCUUAUUCAAUGCUUUCAGACUUUGCAAAUGCUCUGGAAGAACCAUUGCGCGUUCCCAAACCAAACAGCCAACAGCUGAUGGCAAUGGACCUCCCGAUGGUUAAUGGAAAUAAGGUCCACUGCCUGGACAUUUUGUUUGCUUUUACCAAAAGGGUGUUGGGAGAAGCUGGAGAAAUGGAUGUCCUGGAGUCCCAGAUAGAGGAAAAAUAUCCAGAGAUGAUUGCCUACGAACCCAUAGUAACAACUCCCAAGCGGAAACAUGAGGAGAGUGCUAUUGUUAUCCAGAGGGCUUUCAGGAAACAUCUCCUUCACCUUGCAACACAAACAACCUUCCUGGAGGACAGCGUGGGAAGCCCCUUGGAGGACAUACCUGAAGAGGAAGAUGGCUUCGUUGUCAUGAUAAGCAAAGGUGAAAGUGAAAAAGAAGACAGCCAGUCAGAUGAUUCCCACAGCUCAGCCUCUCUAGCCAUUCCUCCAUCAUAUAGUAAUGUCAUAGCUGGAGACAUUCCUGUGGUGAAGAUUAAGGAUCAUAGUGAUGAUGAUACCCAGUGA